Neltuma alba is the source of this 1484-nucleotide messenger RNA. RefSeq lists its product as uncharacterized. The record is from RefSeq and is a predicted model, not a curated record. Bases 111 to 1199 code for a protein of 362 amino acids. The transcript is spliced from 5 exons. Lineage: Eukaryota; Viridiplantae; Streptophyta; Magnoliopsida; Fabales; Fabaceae.
ACACCCGGGAGAUUCAUAGUGGAACUAAACAUUGGUGGGUAAAGAUCAUUCGAGUAGGAUGGGAUAGACAUCGCGCGCGCGCCUGCUUCGUUUGUCAGCUCAAUUCUUUCAUGGCGGUCUCAGCCCCAUCAUUCUUCCUCUCUCGCAUCGCUGACUUCUCACUCCAUCAUCCCAAAAUCCCUCCUUUCCGCUUCCUCACCCCUCCUUCUUCGUUAUCUUCAGUUGCCACACCUCGUCGUUCCUCCUCACCCACUACAUCCCUCUCCUGCCUCAUCCCUGGCGUUGACGGCGGAGGAGUGUCCGACGAAUUUGUUUCGACCCCGAAAUCAACCUUCGACCGUGGCUUCGCUGUAAUAGCCAACAUGCUCAAGCGAAUUGAGCCUCUCGACGCGACUGUCAUCUCCAAGGGUGUUUCCGAUUUAGCCAAGGAUUCCAUGAAGCAGACCAUUUCCACGAUGUUAGGAUUGUUGCCCUCCGAUCAAUUCUCCGUUACCGUUACGGUUUCCAAGCAUCCUCUGAAUCGCCUUCUGUUCUCAUCCAUUGUCACUGGGUACACUCUGUGGAGUGCAGAGUAUAGGAUGUCCUUGAUGAGAAAUCUUGAUAUAUCUCCUAGUGUCAAUAAAGAAUCGAAUUGUCCAACGCAGACAGAGGCUUCGGAGGAUCUGAAUGGUAAAGAUAAGAAUAUUGAGAUCAGUUCUGACGUGAGAUUCGAAGAUUUGGAAAGUUGCAGUCCUCGCGUGCUUGAGGACUUGUCUCCCGAGGCUCUGAAUUACAUUCAGCAGUUGCAGUCUGAAUUAACAUACGUGAGGGAGGAACUAGAUGCCCAGAAACAGGAAAUCAUGCAAAUAGAACAUGACAGAGGGAACAGGAACAAUUUGUUGGAAUAUCUUAGGUCCCUGGACCCUGAUAUGGUGACUGAACUGGCUCGACCGUCAAUAGGAGUGGAGGACAUAAUUCGCCAACUUGUUCAAAACAUAUUGAGGAGAGUCAUUGGGGAUGGUGCUAACUCCAAGUCGGUGGAAUUGUCAAUGGAAAGAAAUAUAGACGAUCAUUCAAAUGAUGAUAAAAGGUUAUGUGAUGCUGCGGGCACCUCUCGCGAUUACCUUGCCAAGUUGCUUUUCUGGUGUAUGCUAUUGGGUCAUCACUUGAGGGGUUUGGAGAACAGGUUGUAUCUAAGCUGUGCAGUAGGACUGUUGUAGAGCGAAAGGAGGAAGGCAUGUAUAUUCUUCCCCCGCCCCAAAUUUUUCUCCUCCCAGAUUUUCUAUAAUAUCUUUAAUAUUCUUCUUUGUGCAUCUUCAUCUUGAUUCAUUUUAAGAAGCACGCCACCGUGUAGAUUCUUAACGAAUAUUGUGAAUGGGUGGUAAUUCAAAAAUAAUGCCUCAAAUAUACGCCUCCAUUUAGCUUGCCCACGGCCCAGCCCGUUUAAUGCUAGAACUGAUUGUUUUGUAGAGUAUUAUAUCUACCAAAAUGGCAUUCAUUCAGCA